Misgurnus anguillicaudatus (oriental weatherfish) is the source of this 951-nucleotide messenger RNA. The record is from RefSeq and is a predicted model, not a curated record. Lineage: Eukaryota; Metazoa; Chordata; Actinopteri; Cypriniformes; Cobitidae.
UUUCAGUCGUGUCGUCACUUCCGUCUUCCUCUCUUGCUUCCAUCUUGCUCUCCGCGUGUGUUUGCUGCUGGCGUGCAGGUCAGUGAGGAGCUCUAAAUACUAUAUUUCCUGCACAACCACUCUUCGUUACGAGGCUCAAGAUGAAAGAAACGAUAAUGAACCAAGAAAAAUUAGCCAAGUUACAGGCACAAGUCCGCAUUGGCGGAAAGGGAACUGCUCGCAGAAAGAAGAAGGUCGUUCACAGAACAGCCACUGCAGAUGAUAAAAAGCUUCAAUUCUCGCUGAAAAAGUUGGGAGUAAAUAACAUCUCUGGCAUUGAGGAGGUGAACAUGUUCACAAACCAGGGCACAGUGAUUCACUUCAACAAUCCCAAAGUGCAGGCCUCACUAGCAGCCAACACCUUCACCAUCACGGGCCACGCAGAGACCAAACAGCUGACGGAGAUGCUGCCCUCUAUUCUUAACCAGCUGGGUGCUGACAGCCUGACCAGCUUGCGCAGACUUGCUGAGGCCCUACCCAAACAAGCUGGUGAUGGAAAGGCCCCCGUAGCUGGUAUAGAGGAAGAUGAUGAAGUUCCAGAUCUUGUGGAGAAUUUCGAUGAGGCUUCAAAGAACGAGGCUAAUUAACUUCAUGGGAAGGAAAUGCGUUAAAUCUCCGGUCUCCGCAGAGACAUGUGGGACUUUAUUUCAGUUUCUUUUAUAAACAUAUUGCACCCCAAAAUCAUUUUUCAUGCACUGCUGUGACCCCAUUGUGUCGAGGCAGAGAGCGUGAGAUUAUUUGCACCGCACAAGUUCAUGCACAGUUUUUUGAGUGUGUGUGUGUGUUUGCUUGUGCGGUAUAAGAGGCAUCUUUGCCUCCACCUUCCCUGUUACUGAGGCUUAGUUGUUUGCAGCCUAUCCGAAUCAACAUCUGGAAAUAAACAUUUGCUAUUGUCAAAAAGCUUAUUAAAUA